CUUCCACUUUCCCAGUACAUCUCUCGAAUCUUGCAUCCAACGAACUUUCGACUCGACAACGCACUCAUCCCCACACUCAUUGCCUAGAGGUACAUCCAGACAUUCUGAAUACGGUUGCGUGCAUCUCUAAAUUGUGCGCAGCCUUUUCUUGAACCGGCAAAAUCAAACAACUUCAACGUGACGACAAAGAGGACGACAAGCGGAGAAGGCCACAAUGUCCGGGCCGAGCACCUCGUCAAAUGCCUCCGCAGCUGUAGGUUUCGCAGCUGCUAGGGGACCGGGAACCGCUCAAUUUCCUCCAUCUCUCUUUGGCGCUUCUGGACCUUUUCUAUCCACUGCGUCUACGGGCGGUAGUUUGUUCGGGCCCUCGCCCGUUUCAUCAACAGUAGCACCGGCCGCGGCUUCAGCCACACGUGGCAGCUUAUUUGGGACUGGAGCCUCUGCGGCAGUAACUCUACCUACAAAUGGUGGUUUAUCUGGGAGUAGGCCUGUCUCGACAACGGCGACCCCGAUAGGCACUGGCAGCGGGUUAUUUGGUUCCGCCCCUGUUCAAAGAGACUUAGGAGCUGCCACUGCCAUGACGAGCUCUUUUGCUUCAGGUACUGGGUUGUUUGGCUCUGCGCCAGCUACAGGAGCUCCAACUUCCACAGGCAGUUCCUUAUUCGGAUCAGGAGCUUUCCGAGCAGUGACAACUCCGGCGACAGGGGGUGGCUUGUUUGGUUCUGCACCGGCUGCUGCAGGUCACACCUCAACAGGCAGUGGGUUGUUUGGGUCCAUGGCCCAUCCAGAAUGGAUAGCUUCAACCACGGCCGGUGGUCCUUCAGGCACUAUAUCCACCGCGGGUGCUUGUCUGUUCAGCAACCCUGCUUCUGAUGCACCCAAUGCAACGGGCACGAACAAACCGGGGGGCUCGACCUUGCCACAUGGCAACGUGAUCAACAUCGACCCCGAGGGAGAUCUCUUGUUGGACGUAGGGGGAGACGAAGACUCCGGACUAUCUCAGCCACAGCGGUUACGCGUCUGUUCUUUUGCGCUCCGCCGCCACUCGCCGGUCUGGAAGCAGAUGCUGUUUGGUCCCUGGAAGGAAUCAAAGCCAGCCAAUGCCGAGUCUGAAGUGUGGAUCGUAGAGCUUCCGGAUGAUCCCUUCAGACCAAUGCAGAUUGUCCUUGACAUCAUACAUGGACGGUUCAGCAAGAUUCCUCGCUCUCUUGGUCUCGAUGAGCUUUAUAAACUCGUGAUUCUUACCAACAAGUACGACAUGACCGAAACUUUGAGACCAUGGUGUGCAGAUUGGGCACAUAUAGCCCGCGGGGACCUGUCUUCGGCGGAUACAUUGAAGUCCUUGUUCAUUGCGUGGGAAUUGGGAGAUGAAGACCUCUUCGCUCUGAGAAUUGAGGAGAUCUCCGUGAACACCAGCCUCGAGGCAGAAUCUCUAUUCAAGCCGAUGGAGAUCCGUUUCAACAAAACGUCCGUUCUGGCUGGAACUUCAGAAUGGAUCAAUCUGGAGGCUCAGGACUACCUCGGCCCACAAGAUGUUCACAAUGUCAUCCGUUCAGUUCGAUCGGAAGUGCUUUCGAUGAUUGUCGCGGCUGUUAAGGAUGACAUGGCGCUUCGACGAUUUCCAAGUUGUCGAACGGUUUGUUCUGGUCCUCAAACUCCAUAUAGGUCUAACAGAACGACGAACGCAGGUGACAUAGGCUCUGCAGCCCUUUGUGACGCAGCAAUCUUAGGUGGUCUUUCGAUUCACAUAGAUCACCGUGUCACAUCAACCGCUAUCCCGUUCAUUGAAGAAACCAUUGUACAGGUGGCAUCCGUCGUAUUCCCGAAAAUAAAGCUAAUCGAGGUUUUGCCGCAUCAUCAACAGUGCUCCUUGCGUACUAAGUACGAGGCCCUCGAUAAAAAAAUACACGACGAUCUUCCCGGUAUCGUUGCGAGGCACAUCAAGCCGGGGCACAAAAGCUAUAUGGAAAAGCAGAGGAAUAAGACAGGAAUUGAGUUGUCCCGGACAGGACAGAAUCAAAGGCAGGCUAGUACUCGCCGAUAUUGGUGAUAGCCAGAUAUCUAGCCUUCAUACUCUCCUUUCUACUUUUACAGAUGUGGACACUUAACAUGAACAUUGCAUCACUCAGACACGCAGUUUGUCGUCUUUCGACAUGCCAUAACCAGUCACUUUCUCACUGCCCAAGCU
Messenger RNA from Neurospora crassa OR74A, 2188 nucleotides. RefSeq lists its product as hypothetical. NCBI's taxonomy places the organism in Eukaryota, Fungi, Ascomycota, Sordariomycetes, Sordariales, Sordariaceae. Bases 215 to 2050 code for a protein of 611 amino acids. The record is from RefSeq and is a predicted model, not a curated record. The transcript is spliced from 2 exons.